AUGGAGCUGGGCUGUGCCAUGGCGGGCAGCGCCGCCGCCCCGCCGGGCCCCGGGCCCCCCGCCGCCGCCGGGGCCGGGCUGGCGGACAGCGAGGACUACGAGAGCCUGCCCAGCAGCGUCGCGCUCGGCACGCACAUGGUGGCCGGAGCCGUGGCGGGGAUCAUGGAGCACACGAUCAUGUACCCCGUGGACUCGGUCAAGACCCGCAUGCAGAGCCUGCAGCCCCACCCCAGGGCGCAGUACCGGGGCGUGUUCCAGGCGCUGCGCAGGAUGGUCAGCACCGAGGGCCUGUGGCGGCCCCUGCGCGGCAUCGACGUCACCAUGCUGGGCGCUGGCCCUGCCCACGCCCUCUACUUCGCCUGCUACGAGAGCACCAAAAAGUCCCUCAGCGACCUUCUGCAGCCAGGAGGGAACAGCCACUUGGCCAAUGGCAUCGCUGGGAGUGCGGCCACGCUGCUCCACGACGCCGUGAUGAACCCAGCUGAAGUGGUGAAGCAGCGGCUGCAGAUGUUCAACUCGCCGUACACGUCGGUGCUGGGCUGCGUGCGGACGGUGCACAGGACCGAGGGCUUGGGCGCCUUCUACCGCAGCUACACCACGCAGCUGACCAUGAACGUGCCCUUCCAGGCCCUCCACUUCAUCACCUACGAGCUGGUGCAGGAGCACCUGAACCCGCACCGCCAGUACCACCCCCAGUCCCACAUCGUGGCCGGCGCCGUGGCCGGGGCCGUGGCCGCCGCCGCCACCACGCCGCUGGACGUGUGCAAGACGCUGCUGAACACGCAGGAGAACACGGCCCUGAGCUCCCUCAAGAUCAGGGGGCACCUCGGCAUGGCCAACGCCUUCAGCACCGUGUACCAGCUCGGGGGGCUGCCCGGCUUCUUCAAGGGCGUCCAGGCCAGGGUCAUUUACCAGAUGCCCUCCACGGCCAUCGCCUGGUCCGUGUACGAGUUCUUCAAGUACUUCCUGACCAAGCGCGCGCUGGAGAAAAAAACAUAAAAAUCCUCCUGGGAAA
Melospiza melodia melodia is the source of this 1015-nucleotide messenger RNA. RefSeq names its product mitoferrin-1-like. Gene Ontology annotation, biological process: iron import into the mitochondrion. Lineage: Eukaryota; Metazoa; Chordata; Aves; Passeriformes; Passerellidae. The record is from RefSeq and is a predicted model, not a curated record. Gene Ontology annotation, cellular component: mitochondrial membrane. Gene Ontology annotation, molecular function: ferrous iron transmembrane transporter activity.